CGGCAGUGCGGGGCGGGGCUGCCGGGAGUCCUGGUGCCGCCGGUUACACUUCUGAGCGCCUUCGGAAGCCACAGGGUAGGGGAACCUGUGCGGAGGAACCGGGGAGAGGUAGCAGGCAGGCCCAGCUUAUGUGCCAGCCCAGUGACACACACAGAAGCAUAAGUCAGGCUAAGGAUGGUGCGUCCGGGCGCUCACGUGUGUAUUACAGAACCACCGGCAGGACUAUUUGCGAUGUGGGCACCUGUCGUGUGAGUGCCUCCGGGCGUGGUUGCUCAUGGGACGUUCAGUUUUUGCAUGAUUUAUUUCGAGGGGCCUACCUUCCUCUGGCGUCAGAGGAGGAACCUAAGAAGUUUAGCGGAGCCGGGUUUCAGCAGAUUAAGGGAGUAGAACAGCGGCUGGGCCAGAGAGGGUGGGGACUGCAGGUGCUGGGGGCUAGGGAACCACCUAUUUGCCCCGUCUCCCCACCUGAAAGGCCUUUUGAGCAGGCUAGCGUGACAAAGGUGGCCCUAAAAUGCUCGAGAGCCCGGGCAAUGAUGAUCGCUGAGUGAGUGGCACUGGGCUGAGCCUCAGCAGUUGACUGACAGAGAGGGAUGCUAGCAGUUAGGAAGGUUAGGAGGAAACUCAGGAUGGGGACCAUCUGCUCCCCCAACCCCAGCGGGACAAAGACAUCCUUGGAGGUCUGCAAUGCUGACUGGAUGGCCUCACUCCCUCCUCACCUCCACAACGUACCCCUUUCCCAUCUGGCAAUCCCAGGCUCCCAUGAUUCAUUCAGCUACUGGGUAGACGAAAAGUCCCCAGUGGGGCCUGACCAAACCCCAGCUAUCAAACGCCUGGCCAGGAUCUCCUUGGUGAAGAAGCUCAUGAAGAAAUGGUCUGUGACUCAGAACCUGACAUUCCGCGAACAGCUGGACGCUGGGAUCCGCUACUUUGACCUGCGUGUGUCUUCCAAGCCCGGGGAUGCUGACCAGGAAAUCUAUUUCAUUCAUGGGCUUUUUGGCAUCAGGGUCUGGGACGGGCUGAUGGAGAUUGACUCGUUCCUCACACAGCACCCCCAAGAGAUUGUUUUUCUGGAUUUCAACCACUUCUAUGCCAUGGAUGAGGCCCAUCACCAACGCCUGAUUCUCCGGAUCCAGGAGGCUUUCGGAAACAAGCUGUGCUCAGCCUGCAGUGUGGAGAGUAUGACGCUGCAGACACUGUGGGAGAAGAGGUGCCAGGUUCUUAUUUUCUAUCACUGUCCCUUCUACAAGCAAUACCCCUUCCUGUGGCCUGGAAAGAAGAUCCCAGCACCCUGGGCCAAUACCACGAGUGUGCACAAGCUCAUCCUCUUCUUGGAGACCACGCUGAGCGAGCGCGCCCCCCGAGGCUCCUUCCACGUGUCUCAAGCGAUCCUCACACCCAGAGUGAAGACCAUCGCCCGAGGCCUGGUCGGCGGCCUCAAGAACACUCUGGUGCACAGGAAUCUUCCUGCCAUCCUGGACUGGGUGAAAACUCAGAAGCCUGGAGCCAUGGGUGUCAAUAUCAUCACAUCUGACUUUGUGGACCUGGUGGACUUUGCCACGACUGUCAUUGAAUUGAAUGACCUCCUACAGGAGGACAGAGCUUUGGCUAAAUGCUGAUUUUUUAUUUAACUUAAUAUUGAAUUUGUUGAUCCAGGCUAGGGUUCUGAAGGGUUUCCUGUAAAGUUGGCCCCCAGGCAGUGAUGCUGAAGUGAGUAAGAGGAGGGAACAUUCUUUUUUUUCCUUCCUUACAGGGCCCUUUGGAUAAAAUCACAGAGCUUUUAAUUGCAUUUUUCCCACAUGAGACUUUUUAAAAACUCAAGUCCAAGGGAAGAAAGCGUGUUUCAUGGGAUCAAGGUCAGGCUCUUCCCAAUGGCAUAUGAUGUUGAAUGUAAUAUGGAAAUGGUGUCUCCAAGUUCCAUUGGGCUAUUGAGUGGCCCGUUGUCUUCCAGGAUGCUGUAUUUGAGCCAGAGAGAAGACUAAAGCAGGAGGUCACUCCUGCUCAAAAGGAUGGUUUAUGGCAGGUGUCGACUGCCCUGUGUGGCAGCUCUGUCACCAGCCUGGAGCUCUGAGGGCAGAGAGGUCAAGAACCAGUUUUUCCUAGGCGUGCUGAGCGUCAGCACUUCUUCCCUGAGAGUAAGAUGUAUUUGUCACCAAGGUAUUACAGCCACGGGUUGUUCUCAGUGCUUAUGCUUGGUAACUGGACCCCUUCAUUCUUUAGAUAAACAGUGCGUAUUGUCCUCGGUAUCAGGAAAGUGUUUCCCAGUUUUAAAACACUGAUUCCUCUCUUUCGGCCCCUACUUAAAAGUGAAAGGAGCAGUGAUGGGACAUCUUUUUCAGCCUGGGGCCCACCAGAGAUAGACACGCAUGUCUGUUGCAUGACAGAUUUCUUUGAUUUAAUUCUGUAGCUUUCCCCCAGAUAGCUGCUAGGCAAGCGGCUGCAUCGUUCUGGCAAAGUCCUCUGUGGAUGGGACCUUGAAGCCAGAUCUGGGAAUGGCAUUUCAUUGUUGCUGCCUAGGACUCAAGUCUGCCUCGUGGGACACAAUACUAAGCGAAGGCGCCUUGUCGGUGACACCGUGGAGGCAGACACAGGACGCGUGGGAAAGUGCAAUGGAUUUCAGGAGGCGGCUCCAAGCGGGUUUGGAGCCGUUCUGUAACUCCUUGAAAACAAGACUACCUCGGGGACACUGAGGAUGACGGCGUGUCAUCAAGCAAGAAAUUCCCAGUGUGUUGGAAUAUUUCCAGUUCGUAUCUUGAUUGUUCUAGUUUCUGCAGGUUGUUUUGAGCCGACUAAUCACCACUGCAGGAGGGCUUGGAAACUCAAGCGGGGAUUUUUUUUAGUAUUAUUAUUAUAAGAGGUGCUUAUCCAUAAAAAGCCCUCUUGUGUUGUUUUAUUUAUUUAUUUAUUCAUCUAUUUAUUUUAUAGAUUAAGUAUCUCCAGUGCUUCUUACCUCAAGAGCACUCACAAAAGAGCUUCCUGAACUUUUCUCACCCAGGCCAGAUGCUGCCACGGUCCUGCUCCGGUCAACAGGACCAUGCAUCUCAGGACCGUGAGUGACCUCUGACCCUGCCGCUGUGGACGGCCCGGUUCCCUCAGUCGUGGCGGGGGCCAGAAUUCACACAUGGGUGUGGUCCAGACCAGCGAAGCCACCACCAGGCUACCGCACUGAAACAGAAGACGAGAUGGGUCAUGAAGAGCUCUCAUUUCUUGAGGGAACCUUUCAGAAGAAGGAUGAAAAAGAAGGAGCCAGAAAGAAAACUGGGCAUCUAUGUGCAUGCACUCUGCAGAACUCUCUGAGAAGCCCCCAGGAGGUGUUAGCUUCUGGCUUCUUAAAGCGGAAGAACAUGGAAUCCCAUCCGUAUGCGCAUUUAGACAGGUGGUCAGUCCACCUCCCGGUAGCUUUCCACUCCCAUCCUCCGAUGCUUAUGGCUGGACCUUGCAUGUUGCCUGCAGAGGGGUGUGUCCUGUCUGAGCUGCUCAGAGCACACGCACACCCCCAGGGCUAAGUCUUCCAGCCUUUACUUAGCUUCAAGUAAUUAAAGCCCUGACCUUUAGCUUCCACAGCUUGAAGAGGUCACAACACAGAUGCCUCUGGGGAAAUAUGAUUUAAUUUUUCCUUUCCUUGCAUUUGACUCCCUUUCCAGAGAGAUUGCUAGGGUUUUAUUGUCAAAUUUUUAGGGCCUUCUCUGGAAAGGAGAGAGAAAGCCAGUACCCUCACUUUCUCAAUUUUUCCUUCAAUUCUGAUAUUAAAGUCCCGUGGCAAGCUCUGAAAUUCCCUGGCCUACCCUCAGGGUUUCAUUUUUUGGUUGUCUUGUUUCAUUUUGGUCUUGAUUUGAAUACUUGAUCAAUUGUUAGGGACUAGAUCAUUUCACCCCCUUCCAAUCCUUCAUUACUUGGCAAAGAGAUAAGGAGGCAAGAGGAGAGCUCUUCUGCUCUGUUUUAUUUGAGCCUCAGCUUUGUCCAGGUGUUUGGUGCUAUGAGGCCAGGUGUGUCUACCCAGGAUGUCAAUGACACCCAAGGGCUGCUGACUGUUUCGUGAAAUGUUUACUUGAUUUUCUCCUUUAGUUUUAAAAUGUCUAGCUGCACUUCACUUGGGUUGCAACAUUUAAGUGCACCUCAGCAUUUGCAUGACAAAGAAGCACAGAAAAAUGGUACCAAGGUUGCAUGUGUGGCAUCUUGCUCUAUGUGGAGUCUGCAGACCCUCACUCCUUUUUUGCAGCUUUGGGUCACCAGCCUGGCUCCCAUGUUGAAAUUUUGUGCAGGAGUUCUGGGAGAUAGGAGGAGGAUCUUUUACAGUUCACUCUUGAUAAAUACCCUUGCGUUGGCAGAAUACUCUGCCGCAGGACCGUGCUGCUUAGCAUAUUGUAAAGGAUGUGUGUGUUCUGCUCCUCGACCUCAGGCCAAGCAGAAGAUGCGGUGAUGGGACAGAGGGAAAAGAGACUUUAGGUCUAUGACUCAUUCUGCAACUGCCAACAAUAAAAAAUGGUGACCCAAUCAUACCACUUAUGCUCCCAAGUUCUGGGGAACUUUCAGAUCAAACGUGGCUAUCAUAUUUGCUCAGAAUUAAGUUCAAGAUCAGCUGAAAAGCUACUUGAUUGAGCAAAGAGGAGUUUAGUUUCACAGGAUUUGGGGCCAUGUUUAUUCUGAAAUGUAGACUGAGGUUUUCAUGGGCCCUCUGAACCACUUCCCACAUGGCCACACUUCCAUGGCUUUGUGGCAAGGAGACAGUCACAGGCUACAGUCAAGAGUAGAGCAGUGUUUAAAGGCUUGAACUUUGAGCCCUUUAGAGGUACUCCUGUGGUUUUGUGGGUAUAGAAUAUAUCUUAGUUUUGGAGACAGAGGUCAAGAUGGAAGGGAGAGAAAUGAUUGAGGAUUAAAUUUUAAAUUAAUGGCAGAUCUAAGAGGGUUAUGUCAAAAAUAUUAUAUAUUUUCCAUAUUGGACUCCAUGGUAAUUAAGUUUAAUUAUUUUCCUUAGGGCUGAGUCCAGACCCCCGAAUUCUUAAGAACAGUUAAGCCACAGCCCAAACCCAGUAUUUUAUGUAAACUCAAAGGGAAGCACAAGAUCUGACCCCAGGUAAUGCUCACUCUUAAGAAUCCUACUUCUUCUAACAUGACCUUAUAUUUACAUCAGAAAGUUUAUCUUUCUGUUCAAGAAGACAAUGAAGUGGAGCAUUCUGGGAUUAAAUAAUGUUUUGUGAUGUGUCAGGUUUUUAUACUUUUGUUUUUUCCUGAAUCUUACCGUAAAAAAGUGCUGCCCACAGAGACGUGAUUACAUACAACCCAGCUAGGAGGCUUAGUGCUAAACUGAAGGUGGAGAAGCAGAAGAGACUGACUGAGAUUGAACUGCAUCUUUUCCUAGGAGGCAAAAGUACUACACAAACUCAGGCCAUCUUGCAGAGCUAGUUCAGGCCACAGCUGAAGUUCUGGUAAUGCUCUUCAUUGGCUGAUUGCAGAUUUUUCUGGUAGGUUCUGGGAAACAUCAUAAGCUGAGGGCUAAUGAUCUAGGCACAGCCGUGAGACUUGCCUCCCUUUGCAGAGCAAAUCUAUGAUCCUGUGCUACAUCUGCCUUGGUUUGUUCAUAUGGAAUAAAGAUGAUGUCUGCAGUUUUGCAAAUCACAGUUGAAUAGCUCCCCCAAAAUAUCAGGUCCCUAAUAAUUAAGCUAAAUGCUGAGAGGGCACACAGUUGCUCAGAGGGUACACAGUUGUGGUAACCUUCCUCAUGUGGCAUCUGUAGAGAAAUGCUCCUUGGACUAAUUUCUCAAGAGACUGGCUUAGGGUGACAGACCCAGCCCAUCAGUGGCACCUCUCAUGAUUUGUCAAAUGAGGUGAACAGGGCUGAAAGAAAUAUCUGAGCUCGUGAGAUGAGCUUUCCCCACUACAUGCUGAGUAAUGUUAUGCCAGAAGGAAGUGAACAGAAAUUGAUAACAUGUCCAAGCUGACAAGAAGUUGAUUUUGCAUGGGACAUGGCUGAGGCCCUAAGUCCCACUACCUUCCAUGUGCAUCUCUGCCCUCUGCCUCAGAUCGCUUCCUCGUUUUUUGCUGCCAGAGCUUCGUUGCUCACAGAUGUUGCCUUGGGACACACAGGAGUUGGGUGAUAAGCGAUUUAGCUGGAAACUUUACCCUUCAUUCCAAAUGAUACUGAACAGAUUUUUACUGCUUCUAGAUCCACUAUAUCCUUAUCCCUGGCUUCUAGCUUUCUGCUAGAAAUAGUGAUACUAAUAGCACCGUUAUCACUGAAUUGGCCCUAAACCAGAAGAGUGCAGAACAAAAUGCUAUUGAUUUUGUCUUAGACCCUGUGCAAGUAUUCUAAGAUAACUCUUUCUAUCCUGCAGUAGAUAUAGCAUUCUAGCCUUUUCUCCAACAAAACUUGUUCUUAGGGCUUUUCAAACUAGUUUCUAAGCCACAUAGUUUGGAUAAAAUAUUUUCCUUUUCUUAAUCGGGAAUUCUUUCCCACUGAGUGCCCCCAUCAAUUAUCUGGAGGCAUUUUCCAUCUCUUCCCCUCCCAUCUCUUUCAUGAAAUAUUCCUCUUCCUCUUGCCUCCUGGCCAUCCUUAGUCAUCAGCUGAACACUGUUAAUCACAGGAUGCUGGUAAAACUUAACAAUGAAAAGCACAUGCAUUCAAUGGUGUGCAAAUGCACUCUUAUCGCAGUGGGUUUUGCACCUUACUCUCCUCAGAUGCAUUAUUCUGCACCCCUACUCCCACCCCAUCACUAGAACUUUAUCUGCUUGGAGCCCAGAAAUGGGGGCCAGUACUUCAUCCAAAUAGUUGGGGCUUGCUCACAAGCCUUGAGCCCAGUGAGAAGCACAGCACUUUGAAAAAUCAAAUAGGCCUUCCAUAGCUUUGUAUAUUUGCAGUUUUACAUUUGUUAUUAGUUUAUAGCACUAAUAACACAUCAGUCAUAAAUAGGUAGUAUCAAUACGAUAAAUCUUAGAACAUAUUCUAGAAAAGCAGUACCUUGCUGCUAUUAUCCUUACUAAUUUGUACCCUAAUAAGUAUUACAUACAGACCGUGUAUGCAUUAUUUGUAUUGUGUAUAUGCCAACUGUAAUACUUGGCCUCACUGAUUAGCGAUUAGAAAAUACAGAGAUUGUCAUAGUGAAAAUAAGUCUUGGUCAGUUCAGAUGAUAAUGUGAAUCUAGUAAAUGCUCUAUUAGAUAUUCUAUUUUGUCCUCUAUGCUUGUUUUAUAUGACAAUGCAUGCUGUUUGCUAAGUUAAAAAAAAUAAUAAAUUAUACCAAUUUUAAGAUUCAAGUGAAAAAUUUGCACAUAUGCUGCUAAACACUCUGAUAUGUAUUUUGUGGAAUAAUUAUCUUAUUCAAUAUUCAUAUGCAUUUCAUGUGGCUUUUUUUCCCCUUGGAAAUAAUCAUUCAAAUAUGUCUCUCUCCUUUUCUCUUGUAACCUGGAUUAAACUGCUUAAUUCAACCUAAAACAUUGUAAAGCCAGAUUACCUCAUUUUAACUGUGAAAAAAGUUUAGUAGCUAUGAUGACAUGAUGUCAUUUCUUGUAUUUGAUUUGAACUACCUAAACAGGCUUAAACUUAAUAAUAAACAUAA
This is a messenger RNA of Sus scrofa (pig), 7549 nucleotides long. It is a transcript of the gene PLCXD2, whose product is annotated as phosphatidylinositol specific phospholipase C X domain containing 2. The record is from RefSeq and is a predicted model, not a curated record. Gene Ontology annotation, molecular function: phosphoric diester hydrolase activity. Lineage: Eukaryota; Metazoa; Chordata; Mammalia; Artiodactyla; Suidae. Gene Ontology annotation, biological process: lipid metabolic process.